AUUUUCACUUAUCUUCAAGCUAUUAUUGACUUUCGUACUGGAGUUCGAAAUAAUCAACUUUUGUUGCGUAAUGCAGCUAGGCAUCAAUUUGCACCAAUAUGGUCAUCUAGACGCCAUCCAAUUUACAGAAUGCUUGAAAUAUCUCAUAAAGAAAAUUUAUUAUAUUUGAAGCCUCAUAUUCGUGAAAUUGUUGAAAAUUUUUCAGUUGUAUCUCAUUCUGAACUUCAGAAUCAGCAUCAAGGGCUUGAUGCCGUUGUAGAAGAAAUUAAUAAGGAAUUAAAGUCCUUAAUUCCUCCAGUACCAUCACAACGUCAUUGGGAGAUUGCUGCAAGAAAUUAUACAAAUUUUAUGAAGUUUUUUAGUCUAAAAAUAAAUAGUACGUUAACUAAUUUAGAUGGUGAUGUUAACUUGAGCGAGGAGAUAAAAUCAUUUAGUAUACUAGCACAAGAAAGAAGACAAAUGCUUAUUAAAAAAAUCUUAUUACAGCAAACUAAUACUAAUGUUUGGCAACUGAUUCCAGUAACAGAGCAAGAAGCUGAUACACUAAAAAAUGAAAAUACAAUGAAAAAAGAAGAACUCAUUGCAAUUAUUAAUUCAGUACUUAUCUCACUUCCCGAUUCACAACGCACAAAGUAUACCAAUUUAAAAAACAAAACAAAGGCUGUACUCCUAAAAAUAUUGCAAGAAAUACGAGAUUUAAAUAGUGCUGAAGAAAUUAUAGAUGAAGAGAAGACUAAUAAUGAGCUUACCGAUGAAAAACUAACAAAUGAAA
Racocetra fulgida is the source of this 772-nucleotide messenger RNA. The record is from the annotation of a GenBank genome assembly. Lineage: Eukaryota; Fungi; Glomeromycota; Glomeromycetes; Diversisporales; Gigasporaceae.